Sorghum bicolor (sorghum) is the source of this 1739-nucleotide messenger RNA. Its product is annotated as F-box only protein 13. Gene Ontology annotation, molecular function: protein binding. The record is from RefSeq and is a predicted model, not a curated record. The transcript has a single exon. NCBI's taxonomy places the organism in Eukaryota, Viridiplantae, Streptophyta, Magnoliopsida, Poales, Poaceae. Bases 263 to 1501 code for a protein of 412 amino acids.
UCCACCGCUGCCCUGCCACACAACGAAGGUUCGUUCCCUUCCCACCACCACCGUUCCUCUCCUCCGCUCCCGCUCCCGCUCGUAUAAAUCCAGCGCCCCUCGCCGCAGUCGCACCACUACUCCCACUCCACCUCCACUAGUGUGUAGUGGCUCUUGCUUGGAUUCCCUCCGGUCUCCGCUCCGGCUCUGCUGCCAAGCUCUUCUUGUGCCUCCUCCUACGCUAUUGACCAGUGCGUCCACUCGCCCGCCUCCUGCGCCGGGCAUGGCGGCCACGCUGGACGGAGCUGCCGGAGGCAAGAAGCGCAAGCGCGCGGCGCCCGGCCUCGCCGACCUCCACGACGACAUGCUCGAGCGCGUGCUCGCGCGCCUCCCGCCGGCCAGCUACUUCCGCCUGCGUGGCGUCUCCCGCCGGUGGCGCGCAGCCGCGGAGUCCCGCACCUUCCGCGCCGCCUGCGCGCGCGUCACGGCAAGGGACCCAUGGUUCCUCAUGCUCGAGGACCCCGACCACCAGUACCAGGACCAGGACGAGCGGCGGCCGCGCCCCGCCGCCGUCUUCGACUCCGCCGAGCGCGCCUGGGCGCGGUGGCGUGGCGCGCCGGGUCCCCUGCAGCCGGUGGCCGCCGCGGGCGGGCUCCUGCUGUACCGCGACCCGGGCACGGGUGACCUCACCGUGGUCAACCCGCUCACGGGCGCGUCCCGCGCGCUCCCGCCGCCGCCGCCGACGCCGACGCGCGCGCUGCAGGCUGUCGCCAUGUACGGCUCGCCGUACCGCGUGGUGCUCAUCUUAGGCGAGCUCCCGGACCUGUCCACGGUGGUGUACGACUCGUCGACGAACGCGUGGGGCGACGAGGCGGCGCUGUCCCGGAAACCGGCCGAGGACGCCGCCUCGUCCCGGGAGGAGCGCGUCGCGGAGGCGGACGGCGACGACACGGUCUACUUCCUGAGCAAGUCCGGCGACGUCGUGGCCACCACCAUGCAGCGGAGCGCGUCGCGGCAGUACUCGUCCGCCGUGGCGUGCCGCGAAGGAGGAGGCGGCGACGCCGUGGCCUACUUCCUGAGCCGCUCGGGCACGGUGGUGGCCUGCGACCUGUCGCGCCGCGCGUUCGCGGAGCUGCCCCGGAUCCUUCCCGCGUACCACGAGUACUCCAUCGACGUGGUGGCGUGCGGCGGCGCCGCCUACGCGGUGGUGCUCUCGGAGUUCCUCGACGCGGCCAGCCUCCGCGUGUGGGAGUUCGCGGGCGGCGCGUGGCGGCAGGUGGCCGCGAUGCCGCCCGCCAUGGCGCACGCCUUCCGCGGCGCCAAGGCGGACGUGAACUGCGUCGGCCACGGGGGCCGCGUCAUGGUCUGCGUCAGCUCCAGCACCGCCGCCGGCGCCAGCGGCUGCUUCAUGUGCGACGUCAGGACCAACCGGUGGGAGGAGCUCGCCGGCGGGGACGGGGACGCCGCCACCGGCUUCGUGGCCGCACUGUCGUUCGAGCCGAGAAUGGAGGCCGCCGUCUGAGUCUCAUCUCGUGGACCUGGAGCCUCCAGCAGCAUUGCCGGUUUCUUUCCUGCUGAGCGUGUAGUAGAUUGUUUGGCGGCAUCCCUUGUGCCUAGUGAGCGUGUAGUGUGAUCCCCAUGAUUGUUCGCGUGUGAUUUGAGAUGGUUUCGUCGUGUGAAUCAAAUCACCGGGCCUGUCCGUCGCUUCCAUCGUUCGAUGCGUGUUGUGGCAUUGUGCUGCCGGAUUCUGUCUGACCUCA